AAAAAAUUUGGCUUCUUGCCUUAGUCAAACAGUAUAAAUAAAUCAGGCCCCUGGUUUGCUGCACCAUCAGCUCAGCUCUUCACUGAAACCAGCUCUAACACCAUGCUGUCCUCCAGACUCAGCAGCACACUGUUGCUCGCAGCAACAUGUGUACUCAUGACUUCAGGCUUUGCUAGAGCUGGUCCUUUAGCCCACUUCCCAGUGUCAACAGAGAGGGUGAUCACCUGUGACAGCCUCGACAAUGUACAACGCCUGAGCUGUGAGAAUGGAGUGAUCAUUGUGCAGUCAGUUCUGUACGGAAGGACAGAUGCAGAAACCUGCAGUGAGGGGAGACCUGCAGAACAGCUUAAAAAUACACAAUGUUCCCAGGAUGGCGCCCUGAAGGUUGUCAAGAGCAGAUGUGAUGGUCAGAAGGUGUGUGAAAUAAAUACAAACCUCUUCCGUACUUCUGAUCCGUGCUACGGCAUUUACAAAUACGUGGACACCACCUACGCCUGCUUCCCAGCCAUCCACAGUGUGACAUGUGAGGAUUCUCUGGCAAACCUUCAGUGCGAUGAAGGACAGGUUUUACUUAUUCACGGAGCUGAUUACGGACGUCAUGAUGCAACUACAUGCUCUUUCAAUCGUCCAGCCUCUCAGCUCCAAAAUGUCCAAUGCUCAAAGCAAAUAAACAAAGUAGCUGAGAGCUGUAACGGGAAAAGCAGCUGUACUGUCAAAGUGAGUGGCUCUGUGUUUGGAGACCCAUGUUAUGGCACCUACAAGUACCUGGAGGUGGUUUACAGCUGUCACUUUGCAGAUGAAAGCUGAAUGCAGCUGAAUGAAGGAAAUCACUGACAUCAAAUACUAUCAGCGUCUAUUAUCUUUGAAUAAAUUGUGUAAUGAAUCAAUUAUCAAUCAAAAAGAAAAAGAUCAAUCAAUAUCCAGUGCAACGUAUGGUCAAAUAUAUAAAGACAGGAACUGAUUUUACAUGCAUAUCAAUAGAUUUAUUCAAGACAUGUCAACUUGUGGUCUGUGGUGUCUAGAUAUAUUUGGCCUUUAUUCUAAAUGUAAAACUGAUUGCCUUAAAUCAUUUUUUCUGCUUCACUCUUAAUUUUGCCUUCGAUAAUAAAAUAAUCACAAACUGA
Molecule: messenger RNA, 1124 nt
Organism: Oreochromis aureus
Lineage: Eukaryota; Metazoa; Chordata; Actinopteri; Cichliformes; Cichlidae
Product: L-rhamnose-binding lectin CSL2-like
Exons: 9
Coding region: 103-807 (234 amino acids)
Molecular function (GO): carbohydrate binding
Source: RefSeq, a predicted model, not a curated record